AUAAACUAUUUCAAUUCUAUUAAAGGAAAGACGCAGACAUGGCCCUGGAAAGUCUGGCAAUGAAUACAGGAGGAAAGACCUACUCUGUGUUGGACGAAGAUGAUGGUGGCAUGUUGGAUGAGGCGUUUCUGGGUGCCCUCACCUACCAGCCUGGACAAUCACUCUCAAACAUCAGUGUCAAGAUCCAUGAGAUGGAGUACCAAGGCGCCAACUUGACUGUCUACAGCACCUUUAACGUUGACUCUUCAGUGGGCCGCAAACUACAGUUUCGUCUCGACAUGGACUCGACAAAUCAUAUCACAUCCAAUCCCUAUCUUGUGAGCCCUAAUGGCACUCGUAUCACCACUGCAGUGCUGGACAGCAUCAUAAAUAUGUGGACCAUUGACGUGGCGCUUGCACAGGUAAAGUAAUUCUCCUUAGUAGCGAUGACACUGAUAUUCUCUCUCU
Messenger RNA from Homarus americanus (American lobster), 447 nucleotides. RefSeq lists its product as uncharacterized. Bases 39 to 410 code for a protein of 123 amino acids. NCBI's taxonomy places the organism in Eukaryota, Metazoa, Arthropoda, Malacostraca, Decapoda, Nephropidae. The transcript has 2 exons. The record is from RefSeq and is a predicted model, not a curated record.